This is a messenger RNA of Centruroides sculpturatus (bark scorpion), 989 nucleotides long. RefSeq lists its product as uncharacterized. The coding region runs from base 288 to 884 and encodes 198 amino acids. The record is from RefSeq and is a predicted model, not a curated record. Gene Ontology annotation, molecular function: tRNA binding. The transcript is spliced from 7 exons. NCBI's taxonomy places the organism in Eukaryota, Metazoa, Arthropoda, Arachnida, Scorpiones, Buthidae.
CAGCUCUGUACUGUUAAAGCUGAUCAUACUGAUCACAACAUAUGUGCAUGGCACAGAGCUAAUGAAAGUUGUGCCUAUUUACUUGCUUUCCUGUCUUUCUUGACUUACAUGUUUGUUAACUUUACUUGACAAUGGCUUGAGAUACUGGAUAUUUCCCUGAAGCUAUAAUUAAUUAUGUUGGUAUUUACACUGGAGGAAUAAACCAUAAAGGAACAGCUUGGUCUUAUUCAUUACAAGAGCUUGCUGAAAAAUUUGAUUUAGAAAAUGUUAAUGUGAAGUCAAAUAGAAUGGAGAAAAGAAAACUUGAUAUAUGUAAUCAUCAUUUCCUUUCAAGAUUAAUAGAAGACAAUAAGGAUGCUGUCAAAUUAGUAGAGAAAGCCCAAGAUUUAAUUCAUCAACUGAUUAAAGAGAAAAAUAUAUCUCCCGUUUGUGAUCUGUCAAAUGAGUAUGUAAUGAGGAUACUGAAGUAUUAUAUAAAGGAGAAAAGAAUUUCAAGAUUGCCAGAAUUAAUAGAACCAAAAAACAUCUUUCUAUGGAGUCAACCUAAUAUACAAAUUACAGAUAUUUCAACUCAAAUUGGAUCUAAUUUAGUUGCAGCUUUAGAAUUAUUAUUGGAACACCUUGAUGUUGAAUUUGAAGGAAGUGAAAAAGAAAAUAUGUUACAUAUAUUCAAUGAUGUAUGUAAUCAACAAAAGAUAAAUGGCAGUGAUUUAAUGCUGUUAAUCAGGAAGAUAUUGAGUAAUCAAAAGGAAGGUCCACCUGUAAUUGAUUUGAUUCAUCUUCUAAGUGUUCCAGAAACCAAAAAUCGCAUUCGUCACGCACUCAAGUUGCUAACUUUGCCAGAAUUAAAUGAUGGAUCCAGAAAGUUUUUCCAACAAGGAUAGUUUUUUCUAAUUUUGUAAUUUUAAAAUAAAAAUAUUUAAUUGCAAAUUGUUUUGUUGCAUGUGUACUUUUGUAAUCUUAAAUAAGUAUAAUUAUAUAUCACUAAG